CCGGAGCAGUUGGUUGGCCAGGCCCGAGCCGGCCCGAGGCGGAUGGGAGCAGGGCCGGACCAAGAUGGCAGUACAGGUGGUGCAGGCCGUGCAGGCGGUUCAUCUGGAGUCGGAUGCUUUCCUAGUUUGUCUCAACCACGCUCUGAGCACAGAGAAGGAGGAGGUGAUGGGGCUGUGCAUAGGGGAGGAGUGACCCCAAAUUUACAUAUACUGGAACUGAAAUGCGCACAGUUGCUGAAAAGGUUGACACCGUCAGAAUUGUUCACAUUCAUUCUGUCAUCAUCUUGCGACGUUCUGAUAAGAGGAAGGAUCGAGUGGAAAUUUCUCCAGAGCAGCUGUCUGCAGCCUCGACAGAGGCAGAAGUUGGCUGAACUAACUGGUCGCCCCAUGAGAGUUGUGGGCUGGUAUCAUUCCCAUCCCCAUAUAACUGUUUGGCCUUCACAUGUCGAUGUUCGUACACAAGCCAUGUACCAGAUGAUGGAUCAAGGCUUUGUAGGACUUAUAUUUUCCUGUUUCAUAGAAGAUAAAAAUACAAAGACUGGACGGGUGCUCUACACUUGCUUUCAAUCUAUACAGGCCCAAAAGAGCUCAGAGUCCCCUCAUGGUCCACGAGACUUCUGGAGCUCCAGCCAGCACAUCUCCAUUGAGGGCCAGAAGGAAGAGGAAAGGUAUGAGAGAAUUGAAAUUCCAGUUCAUAUUGUGCCUCAUGUGGCCAUCAGGAAAGUGUGCCUGGAGUCGGCAGUUGAGCUGCCCAAGAUCCUGUGCCAGGAGGAGCAGGACGCGUACCGGCGGAUCCACAGCCUUACACAUCUGGACUCAGUAACCAAGAUCCAUAAUGGCUCAGUGUUUACCAAGAAUCUGUGCAGUCAGAUGUCAGCAGUCAGCGGGCCUCUACUACAGUGGUUGGAGGACAGACUGGAGCAAAACCAACAGUAUUUGCAGGAGUUGCAACAAGAAAAGGAAGAGCUUAUGCAAGAACUUUCUUCUCUAGAAUAAAGCAGGAGACAAAAUGGGGAAGGAUGAAAAUAUGCAGGUAUAAAAUUAAGCUAAAUCAAUUCUGAAGAAGAAAAAUUUGGAGGACUCACAUUGCCUGACUUCAAGACUUACUAUAAAGCUACAGUAAUCAAGCCAGUGUAGUAUAUGCCCAGUUAAUUUUGACAAAGGUACAAAAGCAAUGCAACAGAGGAAGGAUAGUCUUUUCAACAAAUGAUGCUGGUGCACUUGGCAAAGAAAAUGAACUUUGACCAAAACUGCACACCUUCUACACAGAUUAACUGAAAAUGUACCGUGAACUUAGAUGUAAGAUGUAAAACUGUAAAACUUUUAGGAAAACAAGUCAUAGAAAAAUCUUUAGGAUCUUGGGCUAGGCAACAAGUUCUUGGCCUUCAUCCUGAAAGCACAAUUGUAGAAGGAAGAAGUUGACACUGUAUAUUGGACUUCAUCAAAAUAAAAAAAAACUUUUGCUCCACAAAAAAUUUAAGAGGAGGAAAUUAUUGAGAUAAAUUACUUGCAAGCCAUUUAUCUAGAUCAAUCUAAAAUAUAUAAAGUCAAGAGUAAAAAACAAUCCAGUUAAGUGGGAAGUUGUUGUAUAACAAAGGGAGUCCAACUCGAGGAUGGAAGAUGCCUUAGAGGACU
Messenger RNA from Hippopotamus amphibius kiboko, 1635 nucleotides. It is a transcript of the gene BRCC3, whose product is annotated as BRCA1/BRCA2-containing complex subunit 3. Gene Ontology annotation, biological process: double-strand break repair. Gene Ontology annotation, molecular function: cysteine-type deubiquitinase activity; metallopeptidase activity; polyubiquitin modification-dependent protein binding. The coding region runs from base 43 to 996 and encodes 317 amino acids. The record is from RefSeq and is a predicted model, not a curated record. Gene Ontology annotation, cellular component: BRCA1-A complex; BRISC complex. The transcript has 11 exons. Lineage: Eukaryota; Metazoa; Chordata; Mammalia; Artiodactyla; Hippopotamidae.